Molecule: messenger RNA, 762 nt
Organism: Carcharodon carcharias (great white shark)
Lineage: Eukaryota; Metazoa; Chordata; Chondrichthyes; Lamniformes; Lamnidae
Gene: tmem167a
Product: transmembrane protein 167A
Exons: 5
Coding region: 135-428 (97 amino acids)
Biological process (GO): intracellular transport; protein secretion
Source: RefSeq, a predicted model, not a curated record
GCUAUGAGGUGUGCAGAAUGAUGAUGGAGGUCAUGGGUUUAGGAGGUGCUACCAAAUAAGCCUUGGUGAGUUGCUACAGUGCAUCCUGGAGGGAAUAUAUACUGUAGCAAUGGCGUCAGUGAUGGAGGGAGUGGAUGUUUGAGGUGGUGUGCUGCCAUUUGAGCAGACCGCUUUUUCCUGGGUGGAGCAUCUUGAGUGUUACAGCUAUCCAGUCGGCAAUUUUCAACUUUCAGAGUCUACUGACGGUGAUACUACUCCUGAUUUGUACCUGUGCCUACAUCAGGGCCCUAGCUCCCAGUGUUCUGGACAAGAAUAAAACUGGACUUCUGGGAAUAUUUUGGAAGUGUGCCAGAAUAGGUGAACGAAAAAGUCCCUAUGUCGGCAUAUGUUGUAUAGUAAUGGCAUUCAGUAUUCUCUUUAUACAGUAACAAUUAGCUCGAAAGGGGCAGCACUAUGGAUAAUGGACAUUGGUUAAAAUACACAGCAGAUGAACUUUAUAAUUGUGAAAAUGAUCCACAAAUGGCAACUUCCAAAAUCCAUGUUGUGCUUAUUGCAUCACAAGCUUUUCUUAGCAGUGACAUCAACGACAACUCUCUUAUUGGACCAAGAACUGAGAUAUUUGGGAUAGAACUCCACUGUGGCUGAUUUUUUUUAAUUGGACUGCAACAACCGUCCUGCACUUGAGAGCUAGAAUCAUUUGAUCAGUUAUUGCUGCGUGUAACAGUCUAAAUAUUGUAUUGUCAAUAAAAAUCUUCAGUGAUU